Messenger RNA from Oryza brachyantha (malo sina), 1118 nucleotides. RefSeq lists its product as uncharacterized. The record is from RefSeq and is a predicted model, not a curated record. The transcript is spliced from 3 exons. Bases 24 to 872 code for a protein of 282 amino acids. Lineage: Eukaryota; Viridiplantae; Streptophyta; Magnoliopsida; Poales; Poaceae.
GGUUGCUAAAUCGGGGAUCGGCAAUGGAAGUGUUCCAGGCGGCGCAGUUCGUGCGCCUGCGCUCCUCCGUCCGCAGCAGCAGGUACCUCGCCGCGGCCGACGACGGGGAGACCGUCUUCCUCUGCGCCCGCCGGGGGCUGCACAACACGGUGUGGGCCGUCGAGCCGGUCGCCGGCGUCAUCCCGGGCGCCAGCGCCGGGCCCUACGUCCGCCUCCGCGGCGCCUACGGCCGCUACCUCAUGGCCACCAACUACGAGGCCGCCACUGGCCCGCCCGACGGCGUCGUCCCCGAGCAGCGCGACCUCGCCGCCCGCGCCACGCCUCCCCCCUGGCUGUGGCAGUGCUUCCACCGCCGCGACUCCUUCGUCCUCCGCAACGGCGCCGGCCGCUACCUCCGCGCCAACGGCAGGUUCCGCCGGUGGCACAGGGACGUCUCCGUCGCCGGCGACAACGCCAGCACCAUGAUGCAGUGGAGGGUGGAGGUCGUCCCCCCCAUGACCGUUCGCCCUCUCCUCGACGAUCCGCCGGCCCAGCUGAUGCACCGGACGAAUCCACCGGUGGAGUCGGACGUGUCGCGGGUGAUCUGGUACGUCCGAGCCGACGGCAAUGGCAGGUACGCCGAGCAGGAGUGGGCGUCGGUGAGGGUGAACACCAACAACCUCACGCACCUGCGGCUCACGCUGUCGGAACGCCUGGGCCACAGCCGCGGUGACGCCGCCCAGAUCACCCUCUGCGUCCGCGCCGGCCGCUACGCCCGCCUCUCCCCUCUCCUCGUCGACCUGCCCAUGGGCAACAACCCCCUCCACAUCGUCGUCGUCAACCACGGGACGCCAGCGGAAAAUGCGUUGCAGUACCCCAAUGUGGAAGCAUAGAGUAGAAGACGCAAGAUCUCCAGUGAUUUGGACGUCCUACAGAAGUGACACCGUUAGGAUCGAUUUGAUUAAUUCUUUUUAGAUGUUCAACGAAGUUGUAGUUGCUAGUUUUAUUGAAAAUACUCAUAGAACAGGGAAUUGUACAGGGGUUGACAGAACAGUCACACUGCAUUUUGCGUUGCCUACUCCAUCGAUUGAUAAUGUAACAAUGAUCUGAAUAUCUGAUGCAAUGCAAAUAUCUUUAGC